AUGGUGUUAAUCAAGGCAACCUUCGCGUCCAUUUUUGUCUCCCUGCUGGCAUGUGCCACCGCUGUCGAAGUCCCCAAGACCGACUAUGAUGUGAUCGUGGUUGGCGGUGGUCCUGCGGGCCUCAGUGCGAUCAGUGGUGUGUCUCGUGUUCGCCGAACAGCUCUCUUAAUUGAUAGCCAGGUAUACCGCAAUGGUGUGACUCGGGAAAUGCACGACGUCAUUGGUAACGACGGUACCCCACCGGCCGAUUUCAGAACUCUGGCUCGCGAGCAGAUCCAGCAGUAUCCAACUGCCCACUUUACCAACGAGACUGUGGCGUCAAUCGUCCCUCUCAAAUCAGGUGAAUUCACUGCCUUCACGGUGACCGACAGCCAAGGCAAGAACUACACAGCCCGUAAAGUCGUGCUCGGCACCGGUGUCCGUGACGUCCUACCAACGACUCCAGGCCUUCAAGAGGCAUGGGGCAAGGGUAUCUUCUGGUGUCCGUGGUGCGAUGGCUACGAGCACAGAGACCAACCAUUUGGAAUGAUCGGCGAUAUCACCGAUAUGCUGAGCAACGUGUUGGAAACCCACACUCUGUACACUGAUAUCAUUGCCUUUGUCAACGGGUCGCAAACCGCAGAUGGCGAGACCCGGGCAACCGCAAAGGUUGCAGACUGGAAGGAGCAACUUGCCGCUUGGAACACUACCAUUGACAACCGUACAAUCACUUCCAUCGAGCGCCUCCAGGAUGGUGGUAAGAAUAGGGACGAGAUGGAUCAUAAGCAGUUUGACAAGUUCCGCCUUCACUUCGCUACCGGCGAGCCUGUCGAGCGAAAUGCAUUGAUUAUCAACUUCCCAACUGUUCAGACCUCGACACUUCCAGCACAGAUGCACCUUGGUAUGGUCGGCGAUAAGAUCAAUGUUACUAGCGGGAUGCGCACUAGUGAGCCUGGUGUCUUUGCUGUUGGUGAUGCCAACAGCGAUGGUAGCACAAAUGUGCCACAUGCAAUGUACAGUGGCAAGAAGGCCGCUGUUUUUGUUCACGUGGAAAUGUCCCGUGAGGAGUCGAAGUCUAAGAUCUCGAAGCGUACCGGUCUUUCUCACCGUGAGCUCGAGAAGGAGGCCAUGCGUGCAAUUGGCAAAAACCUUGAUGAACAAUGGAAGCGUGCUCAGGAGUAA
Messenger RNA from Penicillium griseofulvum, 1161 nucleotides. Its product is annotated as NAD(P)/FAD-dependent oxidoreductase. Gene Ontology annotation, molecular function: oxidoreductase activity. The coding region runs from base 1 to 1161 and encodes 386 amino acids. Lineage: Eukaryota; Fungi; Ascomycota; Eurotiomycetes; Eurotiales; Aspergillaceae. The transcript has 3 exons. The record is from RefSeq and is a predicted model, not a curated record.